Phalaenopsis equestris is the source of this 637-nucleotide messenger RNA. Its product is annotated as NADH dehydrogenase [ubiquinone] 1 beta subcomplex subunit 7. The record is from RefSeq and is a predicted model, not a curated record. NCBI's taxonomy places the organism in Eukaryota, Viridiplantae, Streptophyta, Magnoliopsida, Asparagales, Orchidaceae. Gene Ontology annotation, cellular component: mitochondrion.
GAGUUCAAAUUAAUUUUCGAGCAUUGGAGCUAAAUUCACAGCCCUAGUCGCAGAAAAACUCAUCGAGGGGCGAGAUCGAGAGGAGAUUAUGGAGGAGGAGGUGAAGCUAGGUUCUUCAAAGCCUAUGAUUGCCACACAGGCGGAGAUGGUGGAGGAGAGGGUUCCGAUACCGUACCGGGACCAGUGUGCACACCUUCUGAUCCCGCUCAACAGAUGCCGGGUGAAGGAGUUCUACCUCCCAUGGAAGUGUGAGGUGGAGCGACACGCCUACGAGAAAUGCGAGUACGAGCUCGUCAUGGAGCGGAUGCUGCAGAUGCAGAAGAUCCGAGAGCUAGAGGAGCGCCGGAAAAAGGCCGGCCAGACCAAGCUGCAAGGCGCUGGCAUCCCCAUCAUCGCAUCAACCGCUAAGGGGUGAUUGUUUUCUCAUUAUGGUUUGAUGUGAUGCUUUGAACUGCCAGCGUUUGCAUGCUCUGCAAUGAAAUAGGUUUGUUUUUUUUAUAAAAGCAGCCUUCUGCACUGGACAGAAAUAUAAUUAUAAACUUGCCUGCUUUCUUUUCAUUUUGUUGCAAACCUGUUAUCCAUAUGGAUGAAAUAAUUGUAUUAAGUUUUCACUAAUGCAUUGGUCUUGUACUUCUCA